Fukomys damarensis (Damara mole-rat) is the source of this 5565-nucleotide messenger RNA. It is a transcript of the gene Mroh7, whose product is annotated as maestro heat like repeat family member 7. The transcript is spliced from 23 exons. Gene Ontology annotation, cellular component: cytoplasm. The coding region runs from base 150 to 4199 and encodes 1349 amino acids. Lineage: Eukaryota; Metazoa; Chordata; Mammalia; Rodentia; Bathyergidae. The record is from RefSeq and is a predicted model, not a curated record.
GGCCACUCUGGGCAAGUUCUAGGGGUGGGGUCAGCCUCCGCCAGACCGUACCACCUUGACCCCACCCCCCUGGGAAAAGUCUCCCCUUCUGCUGUAAUUCCACAGUUUGAACUUCAUAUCUCUGAUUUAAAGCUGCAUUAUCUAUUAUCAUGUGGCUGCCCCAGAUGAAGGAGCAGUGCAGCGAGCUCAGCCAGCACUGGAUAGAAGGGGCAGGGGCACUGAGAGGCCUCCCCACAGACACGGCAAUGAGUCCAGGGGCGAAUCUCAAGCCCUGUGAAGACCCACAGAUGACACCAAGUCUCUGCUCCUGUGAGGCCCCAGGGCCAGGCUUUGGCAGCAUCCCUGGGCCCAACCCGGACACAACCCUUGUUCCUAACUCAGAUCUGCCCCCAAGUCCUGGCUCGGCCCUUGUUCCAGAGCUGAAUCCAACUCUGAGUCCUGACCCAGGGGAGGCCCCUGGCCUAGUGACCAACGACACUCCCAGGCUUGCUGACAGCAGGGCCACGACUCCAGCUUCCUUCCAGACUGCCACUUCCUGUUCUGUGGCGACCCUGAACCUGGAUGUGAAUCAUGUCUUAAAGCCUGACCCACAGGGACCCCCUUCUCCAGCCUUAAACCCCACUCCUAGCCCCGGCUCUCCUGAGACCACAGGUCCGGGCUCCAGCAGUCCUUCUGCGCAGAGUUCUGAGGAGCCCUUCCUGUCCCUCUCCGGGAGCAAGGCUUUUGAGCUGGCUCAGAGUAACUCCAGUCCUUCUAGGCCUGCGUCAAACCCAUUUAUAAGGCUCCAUUCCAGAGAAAGCCUGGCUCUGGGCUACUGCCUCUCCAGGCUGGGCUCACACGCGCUGCUCCUGCCAACCUCUGACGCGUCUCUGGGUUCCGACUCUAGCCAGCUGGCCUGUCCCGGCAGCGGAAACGUCUCCAAGCACAGCCUGAAAACUGCUACAGGUUCUCGUGGGGCCCUAGUCCCAGACACAAGUGAGCCUGUCACGUUGGCGUCCCAUAACCUCUCCGAAAUUGAUCUGAAAGGAGCCUUUGAGGCAACCUGGAGUGCAGCUUCCCAGGGGUCACUCAAGGUGGCUUUAAAGGGCCAUACUGGAUCCGAUCUGAACAUGACCGUCAUCCAGGCUUCCAGCCUGAUGCUGGUCCCUGGCUCCAGCGAUGGUACCAGCCUGCACUCCAGCACCCAUGGACCCAGCUCCGCCUUCUCUCCACCCUCUUGCCUGACCCUGAUCCUCAGCUCCAAGGAGACCCUGAGCUCCAGCCUCUUGAUCAGAGAUACCUCCACCCUGACGCUGAGCAGCCAGCAGGACAGUUCCUGUUGGGAGGACAGCAGCGUCCUCACCACGCCCCUGGAGAACCUACAGAGCUGGGGUGAGGGCCCCAGUGUGGAUGCUGGCCAGGUCCCGCCUGGGCCGUCCACCUCCAGCACGGGGGACCAGGUUGCCACACCCAACAGCUGCCUCCCUGCGGAGGCCUCUGAUGAAGUGACCUCGUCUCCGGAGAAGGUGCCAGAGGAGAGAGAAGACAGCAGAGAAAUGGCUCUGGUCCAGAACAAGGUCCCCCAGGACCUGCUGAGAGCAGAAGGAGAGAAGAAGACCGUGAUGAUGAAGAUGAUGAGGCAGAUACAGGAGGAACCGCUGGAUUCGCUCUUGACCUCAGUCCGCUGGCGGGCCAUGGAGACGCUGACCCAGCUGAGCCACAUGAGGCUGGUGCUGGACGUGCAGGAGCGAGCACAGCUGGUGAGCACGUGUGUGCACAGUGUGUUCUCACUGCCCUCGGUGCGGGCCAUGCAGGAGCAGGAUGAGGCCAGGGCUGAGGCCAUCCAGACACUCUACCACCAGACCCUGGAAGCCCUGCAGACCUUGCUCCAUGCCCUCUUUAUUGAAGACCCCACUCCUUCCGGACUCAAGAGCAUCUUGGAGCCCCUGGGGCCCUGGAUGAACUCUGGGAAGGCCCACGAGCGGGCUCGGGCUGUGAACAGCAACAUCUCUCUGCUGAACCACACGCUCCUGAGCCUGCCUUUCUACAUGUCCUCGGGGUUCCCGGCGCUGGGACUUCUUCUGGGGAGGCUCAUCCUUCGUAUUGGGGAUCCCGAUGAGGAGAUUGGCCGGAAGGCUCUGGACGGCGUCACCAUCCUCUACACGAUCCUGGAGCUCCAGAAACGAGCCAGAGAUAAGGAAGAGACCAACACGAAGGAGCUGUAUGAGAGCAACAAGCGCUUCCUGGGGCCCUACAACCCUGUCAGCCCAUGCCAGAACAUCCUGCGUGUGAUUGCGGAAUUCGGGGACUUUUUGGACCCCCAGCAGGUGAAGGACCUGCUGCUGGCAGCUGUGGAGGGGCUGAGAGGUGGUGCGGAGCCUUGGGGGAAGGAAGCUGGGGAGAUGAUGCAGCUGGCCUCGGAGGUCACGCUCAGCUCCGUGCUGGAGUGGUACCGCCACAAGGUGCUGGACGUGAUCCCAGAAAUCAUGCAGGGCAUCUACAGGCAGCUGAGUCACAUCCAGGACCCACGUGCCCGAGAGGUGGCCCUGCUGCCUGUCUCCUUCCUGGCCAGCUCCUUCAUGACCGAGGUCGUGGUGGCCCUGCUCAUGUGUCCCCUCCCACUGAACAGCAAUGGAGCCGAGAUGUGGAGGCAGCUGAUCCUGCGGAAGCCCAGCUGUGAUGUCCGGGACCUCCUUGAUCUGCUGCUGAGCAGCCUGAAGGAGAAGCCAGUUACCAAGAAGGGCCGGGCCUCCAUCGUGCCGCUGGCGGCAGCCAGCGGCCUGUGUGAGCUCCUGUCCGUCAACAGCUGUGCCAGCUGUGUGAGGCGCAUCUACCCCCAGCUGCUCCUGGCCCUGCUCAUUCAGGUCCAUUACCACAUUGGCAUCAAGUUGCCUGGCCACAGGGUUCCUCAGAAGGACACCAAGAACCAAGCACAGCCUCCCGCCUUCGUACCUGUGCACUGGGUGGUGAAGGUGGUGAAAACCCUGCUGCUGAAGAUGGGCUGCUCUUACGAGGUUGUGUUCGUGGAGGCUGAGGGCGGCUGGGAGCUCAUGGAGCAGGCGGAGAGCCACCACCUUGGAGUGUCGCUGCUGGCAAGGGCCAUGGUGCGAUACACCUGCCAGGAGCUGUGCCGUCUCCUGUACCUGCUCAUCCCUCUCCUGGAGCGUGGUGACGAGAAGCACAAGAUCACUGCCACCGCCUUCUUCGUGGAGCUCCUCCAGAUGAAGCAAGUACGGCGGAUCCCCGAGGAAUACUCUCUGGGGCGGAUGGUGGAAGGCCUGUGCCACCGAGAACCCGUCAUGAAGGUGCUGUCCAUCCGGGGCCUGACGAUCCUGGCCCGCAGGUCGGAGAAGAUGACCAAGGUGCAGGCCCUGCUGCCCUCCAUGGUGAGGAGCCUGAAGAGCCUGGAUGGGGUACUGGUGGUGGAGGCAAUCGACAGCCUCAAGACCAUCUUCAAGGGGCAGGACCGGAAGCAGAGGGACAGCUCUGUCUAUGUGGAGAUGCUGCAGGUCCUGUUGCCACACUUCAGUGAUUCCAGAGAGGAGGUGAGCGCCUCCUGCAUCAACAUGUACGGGAAGGUGGUCCAGAAGCUUCAGGCACCCUGCACGCAGGCCAUGGAGGAGCAGCUGAUCCACGCGUUGGUGCCGCUCCUGCUGAUCAUGCAGGAGAGCAAUGCCAAGGUGGGCCAGAAGUGUGUGAAGACCCUGUUCCGCUGUUCUUGCUUCAUGGCUUGGGAGUUGCCCAGGACAGCUUACAGCCGGAAGCCCUGGGACAACAGGCAGCAGGCAGUGGCCAAAAUCUGCAAGUACCUGGUGAACACCCACCGAGACAGCCUCUUCGUAUUUCUCAGCCAGGGCCUGGAGUACGCCAAGAGCCCGAAGGCCUCCCUCCGGAAGUCCUCCGUCCUGUUCAUAGGGUUCCUGGUGCCCUGCAUGGAGAAGGUGAUGACAGAAGAUUGGAUGAAUGAAGUGAAAGUUGCUCUGGAAGACCUGAGGCACGACCCAGAGGCAUGUGUGUGCAUCUAUGUGGCCCAGGCCCAAGACCACAUCCUGGCCAACUGCAGGCAGAACUCCUGGCCGCCACUGCGUGGGGACUCAGUGGGUGGCCUGGCAGCCUCGCACUGCUGGAGUCCCAGCUGUGAGAACCUGCCCACUUCCCACAAGCGGCGCUCCUGGAUCAUGCAGGUCCUGAACUCCUGGAAAAUGGCCUCGAAGCAGUGAUGAUCCAGGGACCAGCACUCCUGGCUCGCCAUAAGUGCCCCAUGUGGGUGUUCUGAGCCCUUCUUCACGGGACAGGCAAAGCUCUGAGCAGCCACACUUUGUGUAACAGAUCUGAGAGGGGAGUGUGGCUUUCCCUUGAUGACUACAUUGGCAUUUACUGAGGUGCACUGGCUGUUUUGUUGUUUUGUAUACUUUGUAUGAGAUAUUGAGGCUCAGAGAGGCGAGUGGCCUGCCCAAGGUCACACAGCAAGUUCGCUGGACAUCUCAGUUUCCGUUUCCACAUUGCAAGAGUGAAAGGAGGUGAUGAAUUGGUUGACCUUUGAGGAAAGAAGGAAGGUAGAGCCUCCUCCCACCUCAUGACAUUAGGCAUAUCCCAGAAUCCUGAGUUCUACCCAUGAGCCUUUGCCCAGCGAUUGGCACCACUGAUUCCAGCGGUAAUUGGUGAACUCCUAACCCAGCCAGGCCUGCUGUGGGUGCCAGGGGUACAGAACUGAACAGGAUCCAACCCCAGGCCCUGAGCAGUGGGAAUAGACUGAGGCAAUGGCUCUAAAGCAAAGGUGCUCUUGACCCCAAGAAAUAUUUCAUAGUGUCUGGAGGCACUUCCGGUUGUUACAGCUUGAGGGUGGAAAGGCUCUCCACGUCUACUCACCAGAAGCCAGGGUGUUCGUGAACAUCUUAUAGUGCUCAGGAACACCCCAUAACACAUUGUCAAAAGAGCUACAGUGGAGCAGUUUUGGCUUAAUGGAAGUAUGAGGGGCAUUAAAGACACCAAGGGCACAGCAGGGAGGCAAGGGGCUUUGGAGGGCAGAGGAGACGCACAGGCCAGCUAUGGGGUGUCGCUGUGUCAGAGAGGACCCUAUCUUAAAAAAGAAAAAGGAGAAAGUUCCUUCCCUUUGGGGCUACAAUAGCCCCUAGGCAUUGCUGGCUGGAGGGUAGAUUGGUGCAGCCAUUCUGGACAGGACUCUGUCGCUGUUCAGUCACAGUCACUUUAUAUAUGGCUGUGAGCCCGCAGUCCCACCAGUGGGCACAAUCUCUCUCUCUCUUUUUUGGGGGGACCAGGGAUCGAACUCAAGACCUUGUGCUUAUGAGAUAGGCAGCGGCACCACUGAGCUAAAUCCCUGGCCCAUGGGCACAGUCUUAGGGGACUCUGCCCAUAGGUCCACAGCAGAGUAGGAGGGCAGCUGGUACUGGCUGUGGUACCAGCUAGUGCUGGCUGUGGUGCUGGGGAAGGAGGCAGCCUGGUACUCCAUGGAGUCCCACUGUAGUCAGAGGCAGCAAGAGUCCAGGUAGUGCCCUAACCUCAAACCUAGUGGUGAGUGAGAAAAGUAUGUUAAAAAAAUGUUCCCAAUGAUGAAUGUCAUUGUGU